AUGGAUAGCCAGAGCACACCUAUUUCCAACGGCACCUCCCAACGUCGCAAGCUCACCAAGAAGCCUCCCUCCCACUACCAUACCCGCUCGUCUAGCGGUCUCGAUGGUGGCAUCGACGCCCAAUCUCUCCAGAGCAAACGCAGCUCUACCAGUUUGAGGCGCGCUCCCUCUGCUCCACCCGCGCGGACGACCCCCUCAAACGCUGCUUCAGCUCACAGUUCUCCCCGUCAUCUUCCCUCAAGUCAGACGCACCUUCCCAAUCCUUCCCCCAUUCUGCCUCAGGGUCAGUUCGCCGCCAUCGCUCCUUCCCCAAGUGCCUACCACAACCCCCAGGCCCAGCCCUCCACCUUCAACGCCGUCCACGCCUUCCCUCACCACCAGAACUUUAGUCACCAAAACAACAAUCACCACCACUUCCCAAACAACAACACCAACAACAACCACAGCACCAGCAGCCCUGUCGGUAUCGGUGUUGGUGUUGGUAUCGGUCUCGCACACACCAGCAAUUCUCCCGCCGACAUCUCCAACGCGCCUCUCUCGUCGCAACCCCACGACGAAUUUAUUGGCGCUCCCUUCGACGGUGCUGCGGUUCUGAACCGUAUCGAGCAGACAAAAUCCCCUGUUGCCGCAGCUCAACCUCUACCUCUGCCGCACCCUUACGGCCAACAAGGUGCAGCUUACCAGCGCCAGAACGCACCAACGCCUCUGCUCAAGUCCGCUACCGACACACGCGUCAACAGGAGCCCCAGACUUCGACAAUCCCAGAGCUUCACGAACGAUUCCGCAAUGAUGAAUGAAAAAUCACAAGGUGGUCGGGGGGCGGAGAACUCGGUCAUCAGCCCCAAGAGAUAUUCAGACGAGGCAAAGGAGCCCCGGAUGGGUGUUCUGCGCAAGAAGUCGGGCUUUUCUGGCUUCAUGAACAGUCUGGUUGGCACACCAAAGAAGCCAGUCAUCUCGGCGCCUGAGAACCCCGUUCACGUCACUCAUGUCGGCUACGACAGCUCUACCGGUCAAUUUACCGGUCUUCCGAAAGAAUGGCAGAGAUUGAUCAACGAAAGUGGAAUUCCCGAGAAGGAACGCAGGGAGAACCCCCAAACCAUGGUUGACAUCAUCACAUUCUACAAGGAAACGACGGAAAAGCCAGCCGAGGAUCAGGUCUUGGAGAAGUUCCACGAUGCAAGAGCUCCUGAUUACCGUCAAUAUGCAAAUGCAGGCAACUCGCCGUCGGGUGCCAUGUCGCCGGGCAUGUAUCCGCCAACAAGUUAUAUGGGUAUGUCUCCGAUGAUCAGUCCACCUGCGAGCCCUAGGUUUCCAACUGUCAAUCAUGAAGGAUCUUUUGAGAACCCCCGCCAGCCACCUCCCGUUCCCGGGGUAGGAGGCACCAAAGGCCCCGGCAAGGAUGUAAACCUCAUGCCCAGUCGCCCGGCCCCGAAGCCCCCCGUUAGCCUCCCGAUGAGGUCCGCUCCCUCGCCCUACCCCGCCAAGGACUCCGGCAUUGGAAUGUCUCAGCCCGGCGAGGACUUGCCCCCGGUCGCAUACCAACCGCCCAAGGAGAACGUUCCUAUGCUUCCCGAAGAGCACCGUGGAGAGCACCGAUCACGAUCCCGAUCCAACUCGCGUGUCAAUGGCGCCGCACCCGGUUACGUUCCCCCCACACCUAACCCCCAAAAUGCGCAGGCGAACAUUUACCAGCAACAGCUCAUGCAACAGCAGCAGGAGCAGGCCCUAGCUCAGGCCCAAGCUGCCAUGACUGGCCAGAUUGGCCGCGCUCCCAGCAAGAGACAGCCCGCCCAGCAACCGACCCCUCCUCAGUCGCAGCACCAGUAUGCCCAAGGUCCCACCAACGGCGGUCCCGGCCAGCGACAGCAGGUUGGCGUUCCCGGCGCCCCAGGCUCCAGACCCCGACACCGUCCCAGACAAAGUACCGGUAUUGAUGUUGUUGCUGCACUCAAGCGCAUUUGCUCAGACGGCGAUCCUCGUGAAGUGUACAAGAAUUUCAAUAAAAUUGGUCAGGGCGCCUCUGGUGGCGUCUACACUGGAUACGAGCGAGGUACCAACCGUCUGGUGGCCAUUAAGCAAAUGAAUCUGGAGCAGCAACCGAAGAAAGACCUGAUCAUCAACGAAAUCCUAGUCAUGAAGGACAGCUCGCACCCCAACAUUGUUAACUUCAUCGACAGCUACCUUUGUGGAGGCGAACUCUGGGUCGUCAUGGAGUUCAUGGAGGGCGGCAGCCUCACUGACGUUGUGACCUUCAACAUCAUGACCGAGGGACAGAUUGCUUCCGUUUGCCGGGAGACGCUGAAGGGCCUGCAACACCUGCACUCUAAGGGAGUGAUUCACCGUGAUAUCAAGUCCGAUAACAUUCUCCUGUCGAUGGAAGGAAACAUCAAGCUGACCGACUUCGGUUUCUGUGCGACCAUUAAUGAGGCCCAGAACAAGCGCACUACUAUGGUUGGUACGCCUUAUUGGAUGGCCCCUGAAGUUGUUACGCGCAAGGAGUACGGCCGCAAGGUCGAUAUUUGGUCCCUUGGUAUCAUGGCCAUCGAGAUGAUUGAGGGAGAGCCCCCAUACCUGACUGAGUCUCCUCUGAGAGCGUUGUGGUUGAUCGCUACCAACGGUACCCCUCAAAUCAAGGAGGAGGCACAACUGUCACCAGUCUUCCGUGACUUCCUCUACUUUGCGCUCAAGGUCGACCCCGAGAAGAGAGCUAGUGCGCAUGACCUUCUGAGACAUGAGUUCAUGAAGGGAUGUGUUGAUCUCUCUCAGUUGUCGCCCUUGGUGCGCGCCGCCAGAGAAGCUCGCCUCGCAGAAAAGGCUAGGAAAGGGCAGUAG
This is a messenger RNA of Colletotrichum truncatum, 2832 nucleotides long. Its product is annotated as ste ste20 paka protein kinase. The record is from RefSeq and is a predicted model, not a curated record. Gene Ontology annotation, biological process: protein phosphorylation; regulation of MAPK cascade; intracellular signal transduction. Gene Ontology annotation, molecular function: ATP binding; protein serine/threonine kinase activity. NCBI's taxonomy places the organism in Eukaryota, Fungi, Ascomycota, Sordariomycetes, Glomerellales, Glomerellaceae. Gene Ontology annotation, cellular component: cytoplasm.